This is a messenger RNA of Phanerochaete carnosa HHB-10118-sp, 410 nucleotides long. RefSeq lists its product as uncharacterized. Bases 66 to 221 code for a protein of 51 amino acids. The transcript has a single exon. NCBI's taxonomy places the organism in Eukaryota, Fungi, Basidiomycota, Agaricomycetes, Polyporales, Phanerochaetaceae. The record is from RefSeq and is a predicted model, not a curated record.
CUGAAUGCCAGCUUAAUCUGAUCGCUUCGUUACAGACUAUCAUUCCCAUCUACCAUUUCAUCAUCAUGGGGAACAAGACGACGUCGCUUAUCUCGACCGCACCAGGCUCAGACAACACGCCGGCCGAAAAGACGGCAUUCUACCUCUUCCAAGUCGUUCCCGAGCUGAUUACCAGCGCGACACUGCUGGGCAUCAACGCAAAGGAGGUCUUCAGCGCGUGAUGGACUGCACAGCGCGGUGCUCUUUGUUGUAUGUAUGGUCUGCAUUUGUUUGACUCUCGAGGCGGACAAUAGGCGUCUUUUACCCACGCAGUAGCUGUAUCUGUAUAUUUCGCCUGGACUUGCAUCAUCGUGCAUUGAAUGUCACUGUUUGACUUGACUCGAUGUCCAUUUCACAAGCCCGCGGGAGAA